Molecule: messenger RNA, 1444 nt
Organism: Aureobasidium uvarum
Lineage: Eukaryota; Fungi; Ascomycota; Dothideomycetes; Dothideales; Saccotheciaceae
Source: the annotation of a GenBank genome assembly
GCAGAAACCUACUGCCGACCUUCUAUGGUCCAGCGCUAUACUUGGCGUCCUGAGAAGAUUUCAGCUCGGUCAUACUGUGCCUACCAUCAUGAGCCUGCUGGCCAUGGACUUCCCGAACCUGGACACAGCAAAGGGAGCUAUCGAGCCCCACCGGGGAUGCCAUGUCGACGUCCGUUCACAGUAUAUGGUCCCUGCUGUGGACAAGUCUGGACUGGCGAGCAAGAGCAACAACAUCUCAGUUCCAACCAGCUACCAAACAAAAAACUCUUGCUACACUCUUUCUUCUCUGCGAUUCAAUAUGCGCUCUGUCACUUUCAUAGUCGGCCUUGCAGCACUUGCUGUAGCCUCUGCUGCACCCCAAGUCUUUGAUCCCGAACAGCUCGCCGACCUUCCUGCUCNNCCCCCUGUCUCUGAUGUUCCUAUCGGAGCUGGUACCGAGAUCAUCCCUUUGGAUGUGAACGCUGCCGUAGCUAGUGCUGUCGCCGCUAUCAUUGCCGACCCAUCUCCUGACAUCGACGCCAGCAUUCCAGCUGCCAUUACCAAGAGGUCUCCCAGAGGAAAGGCAAGACGUACUACUGGCACCUGUGCAGCCCAACCUGCGGGCUACGGUCCUCCAGUCUUCCCAGACACCGCGGAUGCCUUCCAGAAUGAUCCUGACUUCGCAUACGCGGCUAACAGCGCCCAACCCCCAUCUGGGUAUGAUGUUCAGUUCACCAACAAAUGGGCUUCAGUCAGUGCUUGCAGCUACCAGGGCUACAAGACCUACAAGACCUACGAUGUCAACAAAGCAGCCACCGAUUGCAACAACAUCAAAGGUUGCAAGGGAUUCAACAUUUUCUUCGAGCGUGAUCCUACUCAGGCAAGUGUCAAGGUCUCUCAUGACCCUGGUCUUGGCUGUGAUAACCCUGCAAGUACCACAGUGAUCAAGGCUUCUUUCUGGGGCAAUGUUAUUACUUCUGCCUCUGCCACUAACAAGGGACAAUACCGAUCCAACUUCCAAGUAGUCAUUGCCGGCUCUAACGCCUACAAUGUCAAGCAAUGCAGAACCGAUGUAUAUGGCUGGACUCAGACUCAGCUUGGCGACUGCUCCAUCAAUGCUCCCGCUACCCCCUGCGCCCCGGACGGCAAAGACGCAUACCUCACCAUGCAGACUUUCAGCGACGGCAACUUCGACAACAACCGCUGCAAGGCUCAAUGUGAUAUCAUCACCGGCCAGAGCUCGGACACGCCCUGCAACUUCUUCACCUCUUACAUGUCAGUCACGGAGGGCAAGUGCGGUAUCCAGGUGUGCGCUUUCUACAAGCGUGCCUUUGACCCGAGCUACUGCACCAACAAGGGCGAUCCGGUCAAUAAGAUUACCAACAAAUGGGCUUCAUCUUUCACCAAGAACGGCAACAAUGGCGCAGACAUUUGUCCCAGCAGCGCUCCCAAUUACUUCCGUCGU